CCUAUGACCUUAACCUUUGCCUUUACAAAUUGCUUGAGUUGCUGAAUACUGACGAUAGGCCUAGUGAGAUUCAGUGAAAGACUUCUCUCUGACAUUUUAUUGACUUGGCUGUAGAGGUCAAAGGUCCAUACAGUGAUAUUACCUCAGUUUGAUGAGCCUAGGUAGAGUGACACAUCACAUCAUGAAAGCCAUCAGAGUGGCCAAGUUUGGGGGUGUAGAGAACCUCAAGUUGGAGGAGAACAUUCCCAUACCUACACCAGCUGCUAAUGAGGUGCUAAUCAAGGUGCUUGCUGCAGGUGUUAACCCAGUAGACACGUACAUCAGAAGUGGCACCUACGCCAGAGUCCCCACCCUGCCCUACACACCUGGUCAGGAUUCUGCUGGGGUUGUUGAAGCUGUGGGCCCAGGUGUCACCACAUUCAAGAAGGGGGACAGAGUGCUGACAAUGCUGACCACUAGUGGCACCUACGCAGAGUUCACCACGGCCAACGUCCAGUACGUGGCUCACCUACACAAAAGCCUGACAUAUGAGCAGGGCGCAGGCCUUGGUGUGCCUUACUACACAGCCUACAAGUCACUUUACUUCAGAGCUCAAGCCAAACCAGGUGAAACAGUUCUUGUCCAUGGUGCCAGUGGUGCUGUGGGGCUAGCAGCGCUACAGAUUGGCAAGGCCUAUGGACUCCGCAUGAUUGGAACAGCUGGCACCAAAGAAGGGCUAGAGCUGGCUAAACAAAAUGGCGCCGAGUUAGUUUUCAACCACAGGGAGGAGGGGUACCAGGAUCAAAUACUGAAAUCAAUUCCGGGAGGCGUGGAUGUGGUCCUGGAGAUGUUGGCUAAUGUCAACUUACAAAAUGACCUGAAUCUGGUCAACUUCAGAGGAAGGAUCGUGGUUGUUGGCUGCAGGGGUUCUAUUGAGAUUAACCCUCGCCUGUCCAUGGGUAAAGAAAGCAGCAUUAUGGGGAUUGCUCUAAUGACCUCCACACCUGAUGAGUGGAAACAAAUGCAUGCAGCGCUGGGUGCUGGACAGGAAACUGGCUGGCUGUUGCCUCAAGUUGGCAAAACUUACCCGCUGUCUGAAGCUGCGCAAGCACAGCAUGAUGUCAUCAACAACACAGGAACAACUGGCAACCUCAUCAUCAAACUAGACUGAGAGAAGGGGAGGAAUGUCAUGGAGGGAGGGGAGGAAUGUCAUGGAGAAUUUUUUUGUUUAUGUAUUACCACAUAUUACUUUUGUUAUAUUUCAUAUUCAGCAAGUAUUAUAAUUAUUGCAAUGUAAUAAAACAAGUCUCUAUUAAAGGAUUUUGUUUUUCAAUUAAUGGCAUUCAAAUCCUUUAAGUAUUUGUUAUAAUAUUAAAGGGGUUUUUUUGAUAAUUUUUCUCUCAACUUGUUUUAUGAGUCAGCAUUAGGCAUUAUUUGUGUUAAUUUUCCAUGUAAAUAAUUUAAAAAUUUCCCGGUAUUUGUGUUUGGUGCUACAACUUUAAAGUGUUUCCUUUGAAAUGUUAUUUCAUUCAGAAAAAACACAUGCUGAGAUAAACAGUAAGAAAAUAGAUCUACUGUUAGUAGUUUUUUGAAACUGUACAUUGUCAUUGUAUCUCUAUUGCAACGGCAUAGUGUUUUUUUCAUUAACUAUACCAAUAUUUGGUUAAAAUAAAUUUUCCUCUAAACAA
Physella acuta is the source of this 1667-nucleotide messenger RNA. RefSeq names its product quinone oxidoreductase. The record is from RefSeq and is a predicted model, not a curated record. NCBI's taxonomy places the organism in Eukaryota, Metazoa, Mollusca, Gastropoda, Physidae. Gene Ontology annotation, molecular function: NADPH binding; mRNA 3'-UTR binding; quinone reductase (NADPH) activity. Gene Ontology annotation, cellular component: cytosol.